GCAGCGGGGGAGUCCAAUUAUGGAAGCCUUCGUCGUAACCCGGAGGAGACAAUCGAGUGCGAUUUAGCUUGAAAAUAGGAGCAGAUUUCGCUGAAUGGGGUUAUAAACCACAUCUAUUAUUGACAAUCCCGGUCCGCGGUUUUCUCCGUUGUGUUUCUAAACGGCCAAUUUACCGCUGUCGGUGUGUUUUCGGCCUUGUUUAUACUGUGCAGGGCAGCUUGGAUCAGGGAAGCAGGCCCGGGCUCCUGCGCGAGUUUAACGGCUGUUUCGGCUCCGGAGUGUGUUUUGUGCAGCUCAGCCCUUUAGCUCACCAAAGAAUAUGACCCAGAUGCAACAAUGACAUCCAGAUUUGGUAAAACCUACAGCCGCAAGGGAGGAGAGGGCACGUCCAAGUUUGACGAAGUUCUGUCCACCAAGAGGGGCACCCUCAGCACCAAAUGGGGUGACACCACCUACAAGGCCAAGGUGGGAUCCAAGCGCGCUGGCGCUCCCAAGAACGACUCUGUCCUGGAGGUUUACAAGAGGCCCCGUCCGUGCGGCGACGGCUUGGAGGAUCCGUUUGGGUUCGACAGCGACGAGGAAUCCAAGCCGGUGUCUUCUCGCAGUGGCAGCAAGUCGUCUCCCGCCAAACCGUCCUCAGCAGAGCCUCCUCAAGCGGAAAGGCCAGGUGUCUCUCUUGACACGGGGAGCAGGUCCAGUCUCCACGCCAUGGCGUCUGCUCAAGGAGUGCCGUGGCUGGGCAGUGACAGGAACCAGUCCAGGAUCGUGGAGGACACAGCCCAGUUCUUCAACAGCAGCAGUGCUAGCAUAGGGAAGCCUCAGCAGAGUUCCUCUUUGUCAGAGAACCAGCACAGCUACUCGUGGUACCAAAACGCCUCUGAGAGUGACAGGAUGCCCCUGGCCCAGACCACCACCCUGAAGACGGGUUCCAAGGCUGAGUCCACCUAUGACAACUGGGAUGCUAUCAUGGGUCUCCGUCCACCCUCGCCCAGCCAGGAACCUCGUAACCCGGCCCCCACGCUCUCGUGGGCUACAGCGGGCGUCGCUGCAGGCAGCUGUGACCUGGUGCAGAACCGGCAUCAGAAGCCCCCCUCUCCUCCACGGCUCCAGAGCCCCAGCGAGAGCGAGGACCUAGGGGGUGACUCGGACUUCCUUGUUGAGACGUCAGACUACUCCCAGACCUCCUCCUCCUCCUCCUCGUCGCUUGUAAGAAACACUAACUGUCGGACGUACAGGAGGCCAAACAAAGGCAAGGCCUCGGACUCCAGCGCCUUUGCCAGCACCGUUUUUGGUGCAGAUCUUCCCAAAUCCACGUCUGACGGCAGUAAUAAGACGACAGGCGGUGGAGGAGGACGGGGCAGGACGAGAGACUACACAGUGCUUCACCCCUCUUCCGUGUCGAUGUGUAACGUCACCAUCCAGGACCGAGGGGUGGAGGAGUUUAGCAGCGAUGCAGCGCCCUCUAGUGGUAGCAGUAGUGCCGGUUCAGGCAGUACGACAGAGCUAGGAGAGGCGGGAUGGCAGCGGAAGAAGACGGAACAACAAAACACAAGGUUCAGGCAGACCCAGCCCAAAUCAAAGAAGGACAGUAAGCUGGACCUGUUCGGUUUCGAAGACGCAGAUACCCAUCAGGAGGAGAACAGCUCCGACAACGUGGACGGCGGCUCCAGUUACAAGAUCAAAUACUUCGGCUUCGACGACAUGAGCGACAGCGACGGCGCCGACGAUGACGGCGACGGCUCUAAAGACAGGAGGAAGACCAAGAAGGCUGCUGUCGCCAAGGCGAUCCCGGCGAUGACCGUGGAAGAAACACCGACCAACGACUCACCGGAUCCCAUGGAGAGGUUUGAGAGUUUCGAGAGGCUGGAGAGGCUGGAGAGGCUCGAGAGUCGAGAAAGACCGCCAGCCAAGGAGAACAAGAAGAACUCUGAGAGGCAGGAUAACAGGAUAAGAACAGACGUCCUGGACUUCUCGGAGGAAGGUCUCAGGGUGGUAGCCGGGGCUCCCAGGAGGCCGCCUCAGGGCAAACCGGCCGAGAAGAACCCCGAUUCCUUCCGGAGGAUCUUCAGCGCACACAAGAAGUCUCCCACCAAAGCCGUGUACAACGCCAGACACUGGACGUUGGACAGCGAGGAGGAGCCUCCUCCGUCUUUCCUCUCACGAUCGCAGACAGCUCCUGCGGCGGUCUCAGCAGGAGGGUCGAGUAAGGAGCCUUCAGAUGCUCAGAAGGACAACGGCGUUUUCAAGGCUCCUCCACCUCCUCCCAAGGUCACCAAGUGUGUCACCGUCCCUACAGACCCCUACCAGGACACCGUCACCACACUCAAAUGCCGCAAAGAGCACAAAGAGUUGUAUACAGUCGUCCAGCACGUGAAGCACUUCAACGAUGUGGUGGAGUUCGGAGAGAACCAGGAGUUCACUGAUGACUUUGAGUAUCUGGCUACCGGUCUGAAGAGCGGACAACCUCUCAACACACGCUGCCUUAGUGUGAUCAGCUUGGCUACGCGCUGUGCCAUGCCCAGCUUCAGGAUGCACCUCAGGGCCAGAGGGAAGGUGGCUCAGGUCUUCAAAACACUCAACGACGCCCCACAACACCCGAACCUGGCUCUGUGUACGGCGUCUCUGAUGUACAUCCUCAGCAGAGACCGGCUGAACAUGGAUCUGGACCGUUCCUGUCUGGACCUGAUGAUCCGGCUGCUGGAGCUGGACCAGGACCAGUCGGGUGGGGCCGUGAUAGACUCCACCAGUCAGCUGAGCGCCAGGGAGAUCGCCAAGAUGAAGGAGAAGAUCAGGAAGCUGUGUGACACCGUGCACAACAAGCACCUGGACCUGCAGAACAUAACGACGGGUCAUUUAGCCAUGGAGACGUUACUGUCUCUGACUUCGAAGCGAGCAGGAGACUGGUUCAAAGAGGAACUCCGGCUACUGGGAGGACUGGACCACAUAGUAGAUAAAGUGAAGGAGUGUGUCGAUAACCUGAACCAGGAGGAUGACAAGGAGAAGCUGGUGUCGUCUCUGUGGGGAGCUGAGAGGUGUUUACGGGUGUUAGAGAGUGUGACCGUCCACAACCCUGAGAACCAGAGCUACUUGAUCGCCUACAAAGACUCAUCGCUCAUCGCCUCCAGUGCAAAGGCGUUGAGUAGGUGCGAGGAGAUGAUCCAGCGUUACAGCAGGCAGGUGAACUCAGGUGACAGAGCCGUGGUGGGGAAAGCUGUAGAGAACUGUAUGAGGGCCAUUAUAGGAGUCCUGCUCAACCUGACGCAUGACAACGAGUGGGGCAGCACGAAGACGGGAGAGCAGGAGGAUUUAAUAGUCACGGCUCUGAACUGUGUUCUCAAAGUCCCUCAGUAUCUCCCACAAGAGCAGAGGUUCGAUAUCCGAGUACUGGGUCUCGGCCUGUUGAUCAACCUGGUGGAGUACAGUGCCAGGAACAGGUACUGUCUGAUGGAGAUGGAGAUGGAGGGAGGUCAGGGUCCCUGCGACUCCACCGUCCUGCUCAACCCUCAGCACCAGGACAUAGCCAGCACCGGCCCGCUGAGCGCCAUCGCUGCACUCGUACAGCUGUUCCUCCAGCGGGAGCGGGCCGCCGUCCUCGCCGAGGCGCAGACCGAUGACCUCAUCAAGGAGGCGCCCAAGCCCGCUCUGGACCAGAGUGGAGAGUGGCAGGAGACGGGCGGGGAGAUCCAGUGGGUCGCCAAAGACAACGUCUCAGACAAACAGGAAGACGCCAAGAAGAAGGAGAAGGACGAGGAGGACGAGGAGCUGGACCUCAACAAAGCUCUGCAGCAUGCAGGGAAGCACAUGGAGGACAGCAUCGUGGCCUCCUACACAGCACUGCUGCUGGGCUGCCUCUGUCAGGGGAGCUCGAUGAAUGUGACUACUGUGAGAGAGAACCUGCCUAAAGGAGAUUUCUCCAUCAUGACAGAAAUGCUGAAAAAGUUCCUCAACUUCAUGAACCUCACUUGUGACGUCGGCACCGCGGGACAGAAGUCCAUCUCCCGGAUCAUUGAUUAUCUGGAGCACUGCUAGACACACUCAUACUCUCACACACACUCACAAACAUCAUCACCUCAGCCUCAGUGUAUCGCUGGAAACACACACACACAUCCUGAUCAUCAUCAUCAUCUUCCUCUCCAUGUCGUGACCAGGAUGUCCUCCAGUUAAAGGAACUUUCCACUGGUUUUUUUUUUUUUUUUUUUUUUUUUUUUUUUUAUGUCGGAAACUGAAUGAAAAUCGACUCCUAAUUUGACUUAAAAUGAACUUUAAAUUUCUCCUGACUUAGCGAGACACGAUGGCGUCCAAACAUCAGAACCCCCACCGGCUCUGAUCAUAUUUUAUUUCACCUUUUUAUGAAACUUACAGACCGAGUCAGUAUUUUAUUUUCACCCUUCCUCUAUUUAUAAAAGUUGCUCAGUUCUCGAUCGGGUGCGUUUUUUGCUUUUGAUAAAUUUCCUUUCAGUUCGACUCCUCUCUCACCUGCCCCCCCCUCCUCCUCCCUCCCUCACCUCUGUGUAAACACGCCGCCUUCCUAUCGAUCGGUGACAGAUUGGAGCGGAGCGGCUGUCUUCACCGGCUCCGUCAUCAAAGAGCCGCGAUCACUAAAACAACUACCGACCGAGAUAAUUGGUUUUACGUCUUCGCUUUGAAACCGCCGACCUCCGCUCUCUCACGCUGCGUCCGUCGCCGUCAUCUUCUCCUUGUUUUUUUGCAGCUUUGACCUCUUGUGUCUUGUCUGUCGAAAUGAGACUGUUCACGGCGGAGAAAUCAAAAGUAUUGAUCCUUUUUUUUUUUUUUUUUUUCCACUCUCAAGACCACAGACGUGGCAGGAGUUGAGACCCUGAAUGGUUGUAAGUGUUUGCAUGAGGUCUGUUUUUCAUCUAUGUAUAUAUAUAUAUAUAUAUAUAUACACACUUUAUAAAUAAGAGCUCCUCUGCAGCACACCGGCUGAUUUUAAAUCGGUCGUUCCUCUCGCGCCGCCGCUCGUCAACAACACGUCUGAGGGCUAAAAUGAAAACGACCCUCGAGUUUGUUAAAGCUCUCUGGAACUUUGAGAAGGAAAAAGUAGAAACUUUCUCCCCUUUGAGAGAAUCGAUUGUCCUGUCGCUCGACAUCAAAGCUCUUUGUGUCUCGGUGGGACCAGAACCUGUCCUCCUUCAGCUUCUUUCAAUUACGGCGGCGUGUGUGUGUGUGCUCCCCGCUCGGGAAAAAAGAACCUUCAAUUACAGCACAAAAGCAGCUGAGACGCCCCGGUCUGAGAGGUGAAGACGAGCUGCUUUCAUUCAGUUUGAACUAAACCACCGGCGGAAACACGUUUAAAAGUUUCACUCCAUAGUUUUUUCUCCCUUUUUCGGUUGUUUUUGUCGAACUCGUCUCAACUUUAUGAAAAAAAAUCCUCCUCGAAUCCUUUUGCAACAUCUGUUGUUUCAAAUAUCACAGGAAAGAGUUUUUCUGCUGUAUUUUUACGUCUCCAUUGGCCUGCGUUGUUGUUCCCAGAAUGCAUUUCAGCAGCACCGAGAGAAGAGAGUAGGUGCUGGAAAUUUGUAAAUUGUAGAAAUUGGUGCGUUUCCUCCUUUCUGCUGGAUUUCUUGUGAUGAUUGUGACGACUAAAAGAGGAAAUUUAAAAGCUUCUCUUUUCUUUUGCGGAUGUUUACAUCUCUAAAUUAUUUUCGGAUAUCAAAUAUCUGGAAGAGAGGAAACAUUACAUGAAUCAGCAACAGUUUGUCAAAAAGAUCUGAGGAGAUUUCUCCUUUUUUUUCCGUUUUUUGUUCCUUUUGCGAUACCUCCCUUUAUAAAGGACUUAGAAGUUGUAACUAAUGGCUUUAUUAAUAUUAGUCAAUCAUUUAUUAACACUUUGUAGGUCAGUUGUAAACAUGAGUAAGAAAAUAUGUGCUGCCACGUUGUGUAAAAUCUAUCUGCCUCCAGCAUGACACUUAUACUCUCUGACAUGCUUAUAAAUGUUAUUAUAAAGGUUAUUAAAAAGGGUUUUUUAUAUAAUAACCCGAGUCUGUAGUUGUAAAUGUUCAUAAGAUAAAAAUGUCUUGUAAAGAAACCUCCUGUAGGCAGUCCAGACUUUUCCCCAAAGCUUAAGUGGUUUUAGCUUAAAAGUCAAAGUUAAAGUUAAAGUGUUGCUCCAGCAGUAGUUUGAGAGUCUCAUAAGUCUGGUUAAAGUUAGAUUUAACUAAAAUCUGUGCAGCGGAGACCGAGAUGUUCUGACUUUUUUAGUUUUUAUAAUAUGGAUCAAACUCCAGAAACACUGGAUCCUACAUUUCCCAUAAUGCAGCUGGACGGUUUUUCCUAAAUGCUCCUUUAUUUCAAACCUCCAGUUUGUAACUCAGACUUUCUUUCCGUUUAACGUUUUUUUUACGCUUCAAGCUCAAACUGAGAUAACCUUCAUGACAUCACUAUGACAUCAUCACUAUGACAUCAUCAGGGCGACUUUUUAUUCCACAGACAUAAAUAUCACUCCUGUAAACUGAACUUCAUAUGUUCAUGGAGGGAUUUAAUGGCUCGUAACUAAUUAAUAAAGCAUUAGUGAGCUAAUAACAUUAUUAAAGCCAUUAGUUAGAACUUAUAAGACAUUUGUAAAGGCUGCUUUUUUUUCUGCGUUUACCUUUUAAUUCGGCACGUUGGAGACGAGCUGUCGGGGUGAAACACGGAGGAAGGAUGUUUAAAAUGAGAUGUUACUUUUAAAAUAAUCCUCGACGCUUAAGUUUAAAAUAGGAUAAUGUAGGAUAAGGUUUUGAUGCUUUUCCCAAAGAGAGUGUUACUCUUUUUUUUUUUUUUUUUUUUAAUGAUCAUUUGACACCUUCGUCUGAGCCAAAAUCACCUUUUUUUUUUCAAAAUGUUUCCGUUCUUUAACUUCUCCAAAGUGUUUUGUCAUCAAGGCGGAAAAGAAAACAAAUGUUUGUGUGUCUUUGUUCCUGCAGAAUGUCUGUAGAUGUUUAGUUUGUGUUUUCUGAGAUAAUCCACGGUGGGACGAAUUCGCUGUUUAGACUCGGGGGGGAAAAUUAAGAUUUAAUUCAGUUUCUUUCUUUUUUUUUUUAAAAAUUUCAUUUCUUUCGGACAGUUUCAUCUGCAGUUAAAAGUUGGAAGCACGUUUCAUCAAGCAUGUUCAUUCCGUUGUUUUGUGCUUGUCUGUUCCUCUGUGAUCAUUAACACACACACACAGUCUCUCAUUCACACACAGUUUUACCCUCACACUCCUUAAAAAAAAAACAAAAAAACGUUUACAAGAGCUUUAUUCACAGACGUCUGGAAGAAUAAAUGGAAGAGCUUUUUUUUGUACAUAGUUCUUGUACAUACAUUGAUUUCCUCAUGUAGGAGGAGAGGCUGAUGGGUAAUUUAGGGUUGGGAGGGAUUGUGGGUGGGGUGAGAGGGAU
Molecule: messenger RNA, 7379 nt
Organism: Thunnus maccoyii (southern bluefin tuna)
Lineage: Eukaryota; Metazoa; Chordata; Actinopteri; Scombriformes; Scombridae
Gene: waplb
Product: WAPL cohesin release factor b
Exons: 20
Coding region: 337-4029 (1230 amino acids)
Biological process (GO): regulation of chromosome condensation
Source: RefSeq, a predicted model, not a curated record